This is a messenger RNA of Ailuropoda melanoleuca (giant panda), 3409 nucleotides long. RefSeq names its product transient receptor potential cation channel subfamily C member 5 (gene TRPC5). Bases 1163 to 3409 code for a protein of 748 amino acids. NCBI's taxonomy places the organism in Eukaryota, Metazoa, Chordata, Mammalia, Carnivora, Ursidae. The record is from RefSeq and is a predicted model, not a curated record. Gene Ontology annotation, cellular component: cation channel complex; plasma membrane. Gene Ontology annotation, molecular function: store-operated calcium channel activity; protein binding; inositol 1,4,5 trisphosphate binding. Gene Ontology annotation, biological process: calcium ion transmembrane transport; regulation of cytosolic calcium ion concentration. The transcript is spliced from 12 exons.
GGUUCUCCGCAGCUCGCAGACACCCAAAGGGAGAGAGAAAAGGAGAACAGGAGCAGAGGGAAGCCGGGAGCAGAUAGAAGGGAAAAGGAAGAGCUCAGGGUUGGACAUUUUUGGAGCUAGGGGUGGGGUGGAGAAAGAGAGCGCACCUCCUCGAUUUUCCCCUCCCCACCCCUCUUUGCUUUUCUCUCCCCUUCGUUGUAUAGCAUUUUCCAGAAGCGGCAGCAGAAGGGGACAGAAACCUCUAGACUAGAAAGAUUUGGAGGGGUGGCCGGGUCUCCCGCCAGCCGCUACCUGGCAGCUGGAGCUUGAGUGUGCGUUUGUGCAUGUGAGAGUGUAAAUGCGGUUCUCUCUCUGUGGCUCUCUCUCCGUCUCUUCUCUCCCCCCCCCCCACACACACUCGCGCGUCGGCCACCCCUGUCAGUUUCCCCCUGUCAGUUUCUUCCCUGGCUCUUAUUGUGUGGCUGGCUGCGCGAAGGCAGUGCGUGCGUUUGAAGCGGCCCAGGUUGGGUCAGACAGCCUGGAGAAGCGGGAGACCAGGCAGGGGGCGGGUGGAGCGAAGAGUUUCUGGGCGCUGACGGAGGCUAAAGGUGAGGAGGGCCGGCCAGCCCCUGGGAAGUUUGGGGAUAACUGAGGAGCGGAGGGAGAAACCAAGGUAGGAGCCAGCGCUCGCACCUCUCACCACACCCCGCCCCUUUCCCUGUGCUCCGCUGCCCACCGCGGGCAGCCUCCAGGACCGGGGCUGUCCCAGGCGGCUGCUGUUUGCGCGCCGCCCGGAGACCGAGUCCGGCGAGGCGGCCGCACCGCGCGCCCUGGUUCGCGGACACCAGACGACGCAGAUCCGAACAAACCGCUUGGCCCCGGGUUUCUGUUAUGGGGAUCUGCCCACUAGUGAGUGUCUAAUAAAGGUAGCUGAUUGACUGCAAUCAAUAAACUGCUUUAGGAAUCUGCUGGGGAUUCUGUAUGCUUUCACCCAAGACAAGGUUAAUAUCACACUUGCAGAAAAGGAAACAGAGACAUAAAGAAGAACUAAAUGUGACUUGUUCAAGUUCAUACUUUAAUUAGCAGAAGAGCUGAGACUAGAAUCCAGGUCUCCUAAUUCCCUGGACACUAUUCUUUAAACUGCACAAUUUCACACAUACAGGUUGCUAAAUUGCUAUGAACCAUGGCCCAACUGUACUACAAAAAAGUCAACUACUCACCAUACAGAGAUCGUAUCCCCCUGCAAAUUGUGAGGGCUGAGACUGAGCUCUCUGCAGAAGAGAAGGCUUUCCUCAAUGCUGUGGAGAAGGGAGACUAUGCCACUGUGAAGCAGGCCCUACAGGAGGCUGAGAUCUACUACAAUGUCAACAUCAACUGCAUGGAUCCUCUGGGCCGGAGUGCCCUCCUCAUUGCCAUUGAGAAUGAGAACCUGGAGAUCAUGGAGCUACUGCUGAACCACAGCGUGUAUGUAGGCGAUGCAUUGCUCUACGCCAUCCGCAAGGAGGUGGUGGGUGCUGUGGAGCUUCUGCUCAGCUACCGACGGCCGAGUGGAGAGAAGCAGGUCCCCACCCUGAUGAUGGAUACCCAGUUCUCUGAGUUCACACCAGACAUCACUCCCAUCAUGCUGGCUGCCCACACCAACAACUACGAGAUCAUCAAAUUGCUUGUCCAAAAACGGGUCACUAUCCCACGGCCCCACCAGAUCCGCUGCAACUGCGUGGAGUGUGUGUCCAGUUCAGAGGUGGACAGCCUGCGUCACUCCCGCUCCCGGCUGAACAUCUAUAAAGCUCUAGCAAGCCCCUCACUCAUUGCCUUGUCAAGCGAGGACCCCAUCCUAACUGCCUUCCGUCUGGGCUGGGAGCUCAAGGAGCUCAGCAAGGUGGAGAAUGAGUUCAAGGCCGAGUAUGAGGAGCUCUCCCAGCAAUGCAAGCUCUUUGCCAAAGACCUGCUGGACCAAGCUCGGAGCUCCAGGGAAUUGGAAAUCAUCCUCAACCAUCGAGAUGACCACAGUGAAGAGCUUGACCCUCAGAAGUACCAUGACCUGGCCAAGCUGAAGGUGGCAAUCAAAUACCACCAGAAAGAGUUUGUUGCUCAGCCUAAUUGCCAACAGUUACUUGCCACCCUGUGGUAUGAUGGCUUCCCUGGAUGGCGACGGAAGCACUGGGUAGUCAAGCUGCUUACCUGCAUUACCAUUGGGUUCCUGUUUCCCAUGCUGUCUAUAGCUUAUCUGAUCUCACCCAGGAGCAACCUUGGGCUGUUCAUCAAAAAACCCUUUAUCAAGUUUAUCUGCCACACAGCGUCAUAUCUGACCUUCCUCUUCAUGCUCCUCCUGGCUUCUCAGCACAUCGUCAGGACAGACCUUCAUGUACAGGGGCCUCCCCCAACUGUCGUGGAAUGGAUGAUAUUGCCUUGGGUUCUCGGUUUCAUUUGGGGGGAGAUUAAGGAAAUGUGGGAUGGUGGAUUUACUGAAUAUAUCCAUGACUGGUGGAACCUGAUGGAUUUUGCAAUGAACUCACUUUACCUGGCAACCAUUUCCUUGAAGAUUGUUGCCUAUGUCAAGUAUAACGGUUCUCGUCCAAGGGAAGAAUGGGAAAUGUGGCACCCGACCCUGAUUGCAGAAGCACUCUUUGCAAUAUCCAACAUUUUAAGUUCGUUGCGUCUCAUAUCGCUGUUCACAGCCAACUCCCACUUAGGGCCUCUGCAGAUCUCUUUGGGGCGCAUGCUGCUUGAUAUCCUCAAAUUCCUCUUUAUCUACUGCCUAGUACUGCUGGCUUUUGCCAAUGGAUUGAACCAGCUUUACUUUUAUUAUGAGACCAGAGCGAUCGAUGAGCCAAACAACUGCAAGGGAAUCCGAUGUGAGAAACAGAAUAAUGCCUUCUCCACGCUCUUCGAAACCCUCCAGUCACUCUUUUGGUCUGUCUUUGGCCUUUUAAAUCUCUAUGUCACCAAUGUGAAAGCCAGACACGAGUUCACAGAGUUUGUGGGAGCUACCAUGUUUGGAACAUACAACGUCAUCUCCCUAGUCGUGCUGCUGAACAUGCUGAUUGCCAUGAUGAACAACUCCUACCAGCUUAUUGCCGAUCAUGCCGAUAUUGAGUGGAAGUUUGCAAGGACAAAGCUCUGGAUGAGUUACUUUGAUGAAGGUGGCACCUUGCCACCUCCUUUCAACAUCAUCCCCAGUCCCAAGUCAUUUCUCUACCUUGGCAACUGGUUCAACAACACCUUCUGCCCCAAAAGAGACCCUGAUGGCAGACGGAGAAGGCACAACUUGAGAAGCUUCACAGAACGCCACGCUGACAGCCUGAUACAGAAUCAACAUUAUCAGGAAGUCAUCAGGAAUUUAGUCAAAAGAUAUGUGGCUGCUAUGAUAAGAAAUUCCAAAACAAACGAGGGACUAACAGAAGAAAAUUUUAAGGUAAUUGAAUCAUGA